Hypoxylon fragiforme is the source of this 2361-nucleotide messenger RNA. RefSeq names its product putative GMC oxidoreductase. The record is from RefSeq and is a predicted model, not a curated record. The transcript is spliced from 4 exons. Gene Ontology annotation, molecular function: flavin adenine dinucleotide binding; oxidoreductase activity, acting on CH-OH group of donors. Lineage: Eukaryota; Fungi; Ascomycota; Sordariomycetes; Xylariales; Hypoxylaceae. The coding region runs from base 249 to 2000 and encodes 583 amino acids.
CAGAAAGUUUGUAUGUGAGGACUCUCAGGCGCGAUGGACGGUACUCAGUGACCAGUCUGCUCAUAACCCGAAGAAAUCAAUCUCCAGCGUUUGAGCAUCAACCAAUUCCCCGCAACUCCGAAUUUGAAUCCUUCGGCGCUGGGACCAUGCAUGACGAACGAAUGGCGUAUGGGACAGCUGAAAAAAUGUCCCCAUGGGUUUGGUCUUACUAUCAAUACUUCUUGCGUGGAAGUUGAUAGUUGUCGGCAAUGGAACUGGUUAUUCAUCUAUUAUUACUUGUCUUUGGUAGUAUCAAGGCAAGAUGCGCAUCGUUUGACUACGUGAUUGCCGGCGCCGGUACCAGCGGGCUUGUGCUUGCGAACCGGCUCUCUGAGGACCCGAAUGUCAGAGUUGCCGUCAUUGAACCGGGCCACGAUGUCCGCAACAACCCCAAUGUUACCGACGUGGGCGCUUUCCUUCGCGCCUUCGAUACCGACAUCGAUUGGCAAUACACUACAACACCACAGCCGGGGGGUAAUAACAAGUCAAUCCCCUUUCAUGCUGGUAAAGCAAUUGGUGGAACUAGCACAAUCAAUGGCAUGACUUACAUCCGAGGCGACAAAGCCCAAUUCGACAUUUGGGACUCCCUUGGAAAUGAUGGUUGGAAUUGGGAUGCACUAUAUCCAUACAUGAAAAAGAUUGAGAAAUUCUCGCCGCCCACCACAGCUCAGCUAGCCGCUGGUGCUAGCUUCGAUCCACAGUAUCAUGGUGAAGAUGGCUUGGUGAAGACAGGCUACCCCUUUCGACUCAUUAAUGGAACUCUCCAUAGGCUGGCUCAACAGGCUUGGGAUAUUUUGGGCUACCCUUUGAAUCCGGAUGUGAAUGGUGGGAAGGUACGUGGGUUCAGCGUCUGGCCUCAAACAUUAGACAGAGACGCGAAUAUUCGAGAAGACGCCGCUCGGGCCUAUUACUAUCCUAUUGAAAAAAGACCGAAUCUUGAGAUCAUCGAGGGAACAGUAACGAAGAUAACAUGGGCUGAUUCAUUGACAAGUGGCGGUGCACUUGUAGCCGAUGGUGUUGAAUAUCAAGCCCCUGACGGGCAAAUAGCUGCUAUUGCGGCAACAAAAGAGGUCAUACUGUCCGCUGGGGCGCUGAGAAGCCCACUAAUACUUGAGCGUUCUGGGGUUGGAAAUCAUCGCAUCCUCGAAAAGUUUGGUAUUGAAACGAGGAUAGAUCUUCCGGCAGUAGGUGAGCACCUACAAGACCAGCCAAAUGUGUCACUCCAAUAUUCUUCAAAAAUCAAUAUCACUGGAACUGCCCCGUAUGCAACUUUUGCAACAGCUCAAGAUAUAUUCGGAAAUCAGACUGCUGCCGUAGCAGCAGCGACGGAAGCUAGCUUAUCUGAUUGGGCCAAGAAAAUCUCAGACGCGAAUAAUGGAAUCAACACGAGCCAAGUAGAAUCAAUCUUUCGCAUACAGCAUGAUCUUAUCUUCAAAGCCAAUAUCACUAUCGCCGAGACUCUAACGUCGGGUGGCGACAACGUUCUCGUUUCCGCAUUUUGGCUUCUGUUGCCCUUCUCCCGCGGCAGUGUGCAUCUAAGCUCGGCACAAGAAAUUAACAAUCCAUUAAUUGACCCGAAGUAUUUUCUGAUCGAUUUCGAUCUUGACCUUCAAACGAAGAUCGGGCGUCUAUCGCAAAACCUUUGGUACACGGGCCCUAUUGACGAUGUCGUUGUUACCAACUUGGUCCCCGGUGAGACCGAUCUGCCGCGCAACGCCACAGAUACUCAAUGGGCGACCUUCAUAGCGGAUUUCCUAACGCCGAACCAUCAUCCUAUCGGGACAGCCUCGAUGAUGUCUCGCGAGCUUGGUGGGGUGGUCGAUUCAAAGCUCAAGGUAUACGGCACGUCUAAUGUUCGAGUGGUAGAUGCAUCUGUGUUGCCGAUCCAGAUUAGCGGUCAUUUGACUGCCACGCUUUACGCUGUAGCCGAAAGGGCGGCAGAGUUUAUCAAGAACGUCUAGUAUAUUCCAUCUCAAAGGCUCAUGCGUGCGUACUACGCAUGUAGGUACCUGGGUAGGUACUAGGUAUAUAUAUACUAGGUACGUUGAGACCUAGUUAACCACCCGCGGUUCAUUUCAUCUCACCCAAGUGCAAAGUGCAAGACAUAUAUUGCAACGUUUUCUCUGGAUCGGUUCUUUCGUAUUGACUGUGCACCUGCAGGCCACCAUAUUCAUAUACACAUAGGCCAUGUAAAAUUAUACAAUUGAAUAGAGGGCCAGGUACAAAAUCGGUAUCAUUGUAUAUAUCCUGAUAUUCUUCCACCGACAAUGGAAGCUGUGGGAAUCUCUCAAAAUACGACCUAGGAUUUCUACGGUAUAGUAG